This is a messenger RNA of Xenia sp. Carnegie-2017, 4665 nucleotides long. Its product is annotated as pleckstrin homology domain-containing family G member 5-like. The record is from RefSeq and is a predicted model, not a curated record. The transcript is spliced from 23 exons. Gene Ontology annotation, cellular component: plasma membrane; endocytic vesicle; axon. Gene Ontology annotation, molecular function: guanyl-nucleotide exchange factor activity. Bases 359 to 4075 code for a protein of 1238 amino acids. Gene Ontology annotation, biological process: Rho protein signal transduction; endothelial cell migration. NCBI's taxonomy places the organism in Eukaryota, Metazoa, Cnidaria, Anthozoa, Malacalcyonacea, Xeniidae.
CCAUAAGGAAUCUAUCAUUUAACGUUCCGAAAGCAAUAGAAAUAUAGCGACAAUAUUUACCUAAAAGAAACUUUCAAUGGUUAGAGGCCAAAGUUUCAUCUUAUUUUAGGAAUGACAAGAUUUGCUUUCCACGUAAAACGUUUGUAAAGAAGAAUCGUUGCAAUUUGUGUUUGCCAAGCCAUCGUGUCGUCUUAGUCCGCGUUUGGGAUAACCGGUCAUUGUUUCCGUAUGAUAGAACUCUUGAUGAAAGUUGGAACAAAUAUCUUUUAAACAAGAAGCAUUUAUAGCUGACAAUUAUAUUUGAGGAAGUUAAUUUGUGGCGUCGAUGGACAUUGUGUAAAAUAUGCCUGUUUUGUAAAUGCAAAUAUCCAAUGAAGACUUACUCUUAAGCCAAGGAUGCUUAUAUAAAAAUUUUAUUGCAAAAACUUUGAUUCAAAGGUUUUAUCAUGACAAAGACAGUCAGAAAUUAAACAAUUUUCAGCCACACUUACUUUGUUCAGACUGUGUAGUGUGUUUCGUGUGGAAUCUUUCAAGAACCAUGCAUGAAUUUGAGACAUUUUAUCAAUUUCUUAGACAACGAAACGUGACCUCAGAAAAAAUGUCUGCAAGUAAAAUUGCUGAAUCUGAUUCUGGUGCUGAAGACGACAUUCUUCCAGUAGAAAAGUCUAAGCAAGGUAAAGUUCAUUCAACUCGAAGAAAAUUCAAGCUUCCAAAUGACAAGCAGAAGAAACCACGAAGACACAACACCGAUGAUCCUGCUCGUGAGUGUAUAAGAAUUAAGAUAUAUUCUGGAAUAUCCGAGGAUUUUGACCUUGAACUUAUACCUGCAUUGAAAGGAAAAACUCUAAAGGAUUCACUGGAGCCAAUUCUGGAAAAAUACAACAUCACAUUUGAUAGUCAUUCAUUAUUUCUUGAUUCUUCAAACACACCUCUGCCUCUUGCUUUUGAAACGUUUCCUCUCAGUGGCAGUAUCCUUCACGUCCGCGAUCACUCAAAUGUUGACAAAAGAGUAAAAGAUAUUUCUCAAAAGUUUGAAUUACGAAAUGCGCCUGAAAAUCCUGUUUCAAGAACUCCAUCAUUUGGUAAGAAAAAAGAAGACGCAACGCUGAAACAAGACGAAAAAGAUGUAGAGAAACAAGGUAAAAAAUUCAUAAUGGAUAAUGAUAUGAACGCAACAAACAGCAGUAAUUCAACAGUAUUCCAAAAAAGAAAACCUACAGGAACAUUUGCUGGCAAUCCAACUAUACUUAAAGGGAAAAUUGAACAAGUUCUACCUCGCUUAUUACAAUAUUACUCUGAAAAUGGUUUGGAGAAUGAUUCAAAAGCUAACAACUCAAACCAACAACAGUUUUAUAUGGAAAAUUCUUGGAGUGAUAUCGUUGAAAACUAUGAGAAUCUGAGUAAAAAUGUUCGUGAUCAACAAGAAGCAAUUUGGGAGCUACUAACCACUGAGAUUGCCUAUAUUAACAAACUUCAGGUUAUCAAAAAGAUAUUUAUUUUAUGCCUGCGGAACAUCCAAAAUGAAGGUUAUCUAAAUGAGAUUGAUCUCACAAACUUAUUCAGUAAUGUCGAAGAGAUUUAUGCUGUAAAUGUGUCGUUUUGGUUGAAUUCGUUGAAACCAGUCAUAAAUAUGGCAAGACAUACAAAACAGUUAUUGAAUUCACUCGACAUGGCAGAUGGUUUUGCCACGUUUGACAGUCAAUUCGAGCCUUAUCUUAAGUAUUGUAUGGAGGAAUCGAGCUGUACCAAAUAUUUCAAACAAAAACAGUCGCAAGACGAAUAUUUUAGACUUUAUGUUGAGUGGUGCGAGAGCAGACCAGAAUGUAAACGUUUAAAACUCAGUGAUCUUCUUGUUAAACCAAUGCAAAGAUUGACAAAAUACCCAUUAUUGUUGAAAGCAAUAUUAAAGAAAACUUCGGAUGAAGAAAAACGAAAGGAAAUAUCAACAAUGAUUUUAACGGUACAAAAGUUUGUUAGUAAAGUUGAUAGUAGUAUGAAAGUUCGACAGGAAAAAGAGAUUUUAAGUAAAACUUCACUAAAAAUUGAAAGUUAUUGGCCUGUUGAUCCUGUCACUGACGAAGUUGAAAAGCUUCUUGUUGAUAAUUAUUGUGACUUUGAUUUGUUGCGAGUAAUGCCUGGUGCAUCAGUUGAUCAACAUAGAUGUUUGUUAUAUCAUGGACCUUUAAGAUUGUACGACAAACAAGGACGGAUGGAUCUUCAUAUAUUUCUCUUCACCGACAUAAUUCUCUUAACAAAAGGGAAAAAAACGGAAAAGUUCAAGAUUGUGAAACCGCCCAUGCGUGUAGACAAAGUGCGCAUACAUCCUUUGAAAGAUCCUGGCAUGUUUUUAAUGGUUUAUUUAAACGAAUAUUACAUCAUGGUUACUGCUUAUGUACUUCAAGCACCUUCUUCUGACGCACUAACAAAAUGGACGGAAAAAAUAGAGAAAGCAAAGGCUUUGUUUCAAGCUGUUCUUCACAAUGAUGGCUCCAGAGUCCUAACGUCUGAUGAUGCUGAUCUCCAAUCGACACCCAUUCAAUCUCCAAAACACAAAAGAAAUUCCACAAAAAAUUCACCUGAUUUCCUCGAAGUAAAAAAUCCAUCGUCGUCUUUAGGAUCUCCAAGAUUACGUCGUCAUUUGUCUGGUUCUGAAGGAAACCUUUCUCUUGCUGGUCUUUCGGAGAAAUCUAGUAGUUUAUCUAGGCGUUCGUCAUGCAACGAACAUAAAACAAGAAACAGACCGGAAGUCAUUAAUCGUCGAGAACGAUCCGACAGUAAGAUCAUGCGGUCGACAUCUGACCCACAUAAGACUCCACGUGAUGACGUUCUUCAUUCAGGUAGGUUAUCGCGGUCAUCUUCAGCCAAACAACCGAACACUUAUACAGGAGAAAAGAACCUGUUCAAAGAAACCUCCUUCGACGUCAACUCUCGACCAACAACAGCCAUUUCUGAAUUUGAACUAUUGGAGAGUGUGGAUACGGAUCAAAUACAUAUGUCACUAUCUUCCGAAGGCGAAAAUCUUUCCGAGGUUACACCGAGUGACGUUACGAAUGAUGUCAAAGCUAAACAGAAAGUAUUACGUGGACAAAAGUUGAGUGAGGCAACAGGAGACAAUUCUGUAAAAGGAAAUACAAGGCGAAUGGCACGAAGUCAUGGUGAACGAAAGCGUGUACCACGAAAUUCUUCCCUUGAUCGUUCAAAAAAAUUGAGUGAGCGUAAACUAUCGAUGGAUGCUGGGAAUAGUGAAUCUACUGUUAUGACGUCAGAUAUGAAAGAAGGACAUAAAUCAAAGAUUACGCGUUCCUUUUCCGGUAACAGACUAUUGCCUGAUCCGAAUAACCUCUCUAACAAACCGAGAAAUCUUCCGAAGACAGACGAGAAUGUGUUUGUUGAUGGAGCUCAAUACAAUGAAGAUUUAUCACUUGACGGAGCAGAGAGUUCACGAUCUAGUCACCAGGCUCCACCUAUUAAAGCUCCUUUGAUCACAAACCUUCCUGUUUCAAGAAAUGGAAGUAAUGGCGCCGAUGUUUCUCGAAAACGUGCUCAGUUACCAAAGCGUUCUCCUGUGCUGCCUAAAAAGUCCAGUGAUGUCUUGAGAAAAUCUAUGGAUGAUCAACUUCUAGAACCUAGGUCUUCUCCUCCACUUCGCCGUGCUAGAAGCGAGGCUGACACUCCUGUUGAUGCUUUAAUGUCCAAGUCAAGACAUGCAAGCAUUAUUGACAACGUCAUGCCUGACGAUUGUUCAAAUGAUCUUCAAAAUAUUCCAAACGAAUCCAUGAACUCCGAGAGUGCAUCUGAAAAGGUUCUCAUGCGUUCUCGGCGACAACUGAUGGAUUCUGAUCAAUCAAAAAUAAUGAGCGGAGAAUUGAAGAGAAACAGGAGUGGAUUGUACUGUGAAGAUGAUUCAUUGAAUGAAAACUGUAUUUCACAGCAAGAUACAACACGUACAAACUCCAAAGAUAAUCAUCGUAAACAAAUAAAGAAACAUCGUGAUCGAGAUAUGAAAAAGCUCGCUGAAAAAGAGUUGAACGAGAAGAAACAUGAUGAAAGAAGAGACUCCUCAGAGUAUGUGUGAAAAUUGAAGAUUGAUUUAAAGUUGAAUAGAAAGGAAACAUUUGUGUAUGGUUGUGUUGCUUUUAUUCUUUACUAUGCAAACUAUGUUAUUCAACGUCCAAAAGAGAAAUUUUCCCAUUGUUUCAGUUAUAACCACUAAAGUAAUGUAAUACAAAAAAAUAUUUAUGAUUAAUAAUUUGGUUAAUUUAUUUAAACCAUUUCAUACACGAUAUAUGGUUGUUGAAUUAUUUUCUUGUAAACAUAAGAUUUUUUAUGAUUUUUAUUUUUAUAUAUAAAAUUAUAAUCGUGGAAAAGUUUGCUUGGUCUGGCAGGACUUUUGCACCAGCACACAUUCCCAAUAUCAAUUGUGAUAUUGUGAUCAUUGCAGUUUUUUUGUGUUGGUAAUGUUCAAAUUCUGUCUGUCUCCUUGAACUCCUCAAAGGAAUUUCCCCAAGUCCGUCAAGAAUGGCACUGAGCAUAGAGUUGUUAAAGACAUGUAAAGGAUUCAUUAUCAUGUGGUGAUGUUGUGGAAAAUAAGCCUUAGUUUCAUAUUUGUGUAACAUUAAAAUAAAAAAGCAGUAAAAAUAAAAAGUCACUAUGAUUCAACUUUUA